UUCAUUAAUUGUAUCCGCUCUUGGCGUGGGGCUUCUUCGGUUGACCGUCCGUGAAACGUGCCCUUUUCCCUCUUCUUCCUCCUCCUCCUCGCGAUCAAAUUAGCCCCGAACUGCGAGACCUCUAUUCCGAUCUAGGGGAGAGGAGGGAUGGUGGGGCACGCGCAUAGGAUCCCGCUCGAGGUGGUGACAUCGAUGCUCGAGAUGGCGGACUUGGCCUGGGUUGCUCUUGAGCACCGGCGCGGGGGCAGAGCCGGGGACGCCAAGGAUGAUGAGGCCGCACAGCUCCGGGCCGAGAACCUCCGUCUGAGAGCCAUACUCGCCGACAAUCUUGCGAUCCUGCAAACCAUCUAUGAUUCGCCGACUCUCUCCAGCGAUUGCCCUCCCGAUUUGCAUUCCCGCCUUUUAGCUGCAGUUGAGAACUCGAGCUUUCUGGGAGAACUUGAAUUGCUUCGUAAAGGGUCAAAAGACAUUCCGAAUUGUGGAAUCCCAGCAGCCGAAACGAAAGGUGCCGAGCUGAAUGGUGUGGAAGUUCCGAUCAAGAUUGAUGAUGGGGAACCUAGUUGGUGGGUUUGGAUAACGCAUGAAAUCACUCCAGAUUGUUUGGAAGAAGUCAGCAGGAUUGACAAUGAAAAUUAUGUUAUCAUUAGUGAAGAAAAUGUAGUUGAUGGAAUUUCAAACUUCAUUGCAAGGUGCAUUUUGGAACACCCAGAAUCUAAGAUAUUGUCCCCAGAAGAGCUGCAAAAAGCUGUGGUGAGGGCCAUGGAUAACACGAAAGAUAAGAGGAAAUGGAAGCACAUUUGGGAGGCUGGGAAAGUCAUUUAUACCUUGUCGACCUGGGGUAUUGCUUUAGCAGGGUUAUACAGGCAAAGGGCUCUCCUGAAAGCUGCAGCAAGGGGGGUCAGCGCAUCCGCCAACUUCGUUCUCAAGGCCCUCUAGAAUCCAUUGAACUGUAUGAUCACUACUACUUCUGCAAUCGCUGUUUCUUCAAGUUAUUGUGCAUCGUGUACAGUGAGUGAUCUGAAUGUUGUCUAGUUUACCCAUCAAAACUAAUGUUUGAGAAGACGGUGUAUUUUAUCCACAAAUUGAAAGCAUGGUCACUUUAUUGUGUC
This is a messenger RNA of Musa acuminata subsp. malaccensis (wild Malaysian banana), 1109 nucleotides long. RefSeq lists its product as uncharacterized. Lineage: Eukaryota; Viridiplantae; Streptophyta; Magnoliopsida; Zingiberales; Musaceae. The record is from RefSeq and is a predicted model, not a curated record.